Dujonia railenensis is the source of this 2235-nucleotide messenger RNA. The record is from the annotation of a GenBank genome assembly. NCBI's taxonomy places the organism in Eukaryota, Fungi, Ascomycota, Pichiomycetes, Serinales, Debaryomycetaceae.
AUGAAAAGUCACCCGCAUAAUAUAGAAGAUGAAAACAUACAAGAGGAGAUACAUACAUAUCAGGAUCAAGCACUAGAUGACGGAGAUGAUCCGCUUUCCAACUUGCAUUUUCAACAUUCACAUCUCGACUUCCAUCAAUUUUUUGAUUCCGGUGUAGCUCCACUUUCAGAGGAUAGAAUCGACAGCAUCAGCGAAAGUGAUUUCAAUUUUGAUAUGACGCCAGCAAGCAAAAGGACGAAAAUAUCGCCAAAUAGUGAAUUUUCUCCCCCUACCCUUAACCAGCGCCCUUCAUCCUUCUCACGACUGACUCACUUUAAAGCACUCCCUAACGCAUUGACUAAACCACUAACCAUUCAUACCACAUCGAAGGAAGAAUUCAAAAGAGCUGUGACGCUCACUGAGAAGCACUUGGAAGCCAUGCAUAAUGUAGAACUUCAUGUUAUUUUGCAGUAUAACUAUUCGCCGGACAGGCAGUCCUCAUUUUUAAUCUCAUCGUCCAUAUUGUCUCUAGUUGCAAAUAUCCUAAGAGCCACAGGGGUCAAAUACUUCAAAAAUCUGACUAUCAGCACCAUGGAAAUUGAAUUGAUUCGAAAUCAGCUACAUAAGAUAUCCUUGAAAUACUAUGACCAGUCAAUUUCUUUGCUAAAAAAUACCAUUUUAGACCCACAUUUUGAAAUCCCCAUAGCCAUCAUUAGCUCGUCACUUCUUACAAAGGUUUCAAUGUUUGAGUCUGAAGAUUUUUCUCUUCCAAAUACUUUCUCGCUUGGGAUGGUUAGCAUAUUCCAAGAUUUGUAUAAUAGAGAAGAUAUAGGACGAUUGUCCAAUGAAUUGUCGUGGACCUUGGAUUUCUUGGAUUUUGCUGCUAAGGCUUCAAAUUUUCCAACCUAUAAUCCACAAUAUUUGAAAGAGUAUAUUAGAAAGUGUGAAAGCUUGGGUGUAGCUUUACAAGAAUAUUUCUCAAUCUUCCCUGAUGAUCCUAAGAAGCGAAUAUUGACAUACAACUUUAAUAAUUUGCUAAACUACGUGAAGAUGAUAGAUGAGGUAAUAUUUAAGGAUCAAGAUGGUAGAACAGGCAACCUCCCAAUCGACAAAUUAUAUGAAAUAUUGAGAAGGUGGUACAUAAAUAUCCCUCCAAUAGCUCAGAUUGUUGGGAGUUUAAAACAUCCAAUAGAGAAACUCAUUGGUUAUUACUAUUUGGCCUUUUCGAGGUCAUUAGAGAAUUUAUUCCCGCAGGUACGGUCUACAUUUAUACUCUCAUUCAAUGGAGGAAUUCCUUUAUUUUUUGAAUUCUUUUAUAAACAUAUAACGAAAUUCGAGGAAUUUUAUGCAUCCCAAUUACCGGAUUCUUUACUCUUUAAAUUGGAAGAAUUAUUUUCAUAUGCAUUAAGGAUUGGCACUUUUUUCAGGAAGCGUUUCAAUAUUCUUGCAAUAAUGUUUGGAGAUCAACGGCUGGACCCAGAAAUCCGUGCGGAAGUAAUUCGGAAAGCAAUUAACGAGGUUAUGGUCUCAGAGUUUGACAGGACUAUACUCAAAUGCAUAAAUUUCCCUCAUAUACCAUCAUCACUUCACAUUUCUAUUCCUAAAAGCGAAGAGAAGAAGAUAACACCUGAAAUAUACUAUUAUAACAAAAAUCAUUACGAUUGGUUGAUAUUUGAAAAAGAUAUACUGAAUAGCUCACCCGUAUUGAGAAACCCUCCUGGGCUUACAGGUAAGGACAGUAAUAAAAGGAAAGGUAGUAUGCUAAACCCUGCAUCUACAGAUCCUUUGCUCAAUUUCCAUCUCAAAAAUACGUUGUCGUUGGAUAUUCCAUCCUUGGAAGCAAAUGAAGGUAGGUGGCCGCCGAAACUAGACAUCUUGCAACAAAACAAUAAUGUCGAUUAUCUGGUUUGGUUCGAAUGGAACACGCGUAAAUCAAUUUUGAAACAUCUUGAACUGGAAUAUAGAGAUCUAUUCCAAAAUUUUAAUAACCCUCCACUUCCACAUUCUUUUCGUACAUUGUCCCCAGAAUCAUGGUUUUACCCGGAAGAUUGUAAUCCCACACGAUUAGUCGAAGCAGAUCGGAUUAGGAUUUAUAAGCGUCGAGUAAUCAAAAACAAGAUUUCUCUAAAGGUUAAGAUCCAAACGAUAUUGGAUAAUGAGAGCAGAAGGAAGGGAUUAAUCGUUUCAGCGAAAGAGGUCAAACCAACUAAUGGUGAUAUUUUUUACAAUGAUUUAGAUGAAGCAUUAUACAACUAA